GCAUCUGCUCUCUCCUCUUCUCUCAUUGGACCCUUGCCUGAAACUUUGGAAACCAGUCUCUGUGUGUCUUGCACUUUCAGACAUCAGCACAGAUGUUUUCAGUUUGACCUCCUCCUCCGUCUCGUCUGGAUGCCCCCCACCCAUUGGUGCCUGAGGAGAAGGGGAGGAUGGACACGGACGCAAUGGACGUACACCCAGUGGUGUGAGUUUAUACAGACAAACUGUAGGCGAUAUUUAGCAAUGCCGCAGAGAGGAAGAAGAAAGAUCACCUCAUCUCUUCAUCAAACCCUGCGUCAAGCAUGCCAACCCAAACCUGGUCUCCACUGCAUUCCUGCUCAGUACUUAACUGAAGUCUUCAGAAGAUGCUGAGGAAGAUGGUGACAAUGAGGAGGAUCCUCCAUGUGAAGGGAGAUGUGAUGUGCACCAUGCUGCUCCUGGUGCUAUUCUGUCUGCUGCUCUACGCCCGCCAGGUGGUGCUCUCCUCUGGGUGGGACAGGCCUGUCUGGAAGCUGGAAAUCCAUGGCUCUAACAGCUCCAGCAGGACCUUGCUGGGCGCCAGCGGGACCAAAGUAGGCCAGGAGUCUCCAGGGCAGAUCCCAUCCCGCCCUUCAGAGUCACAGCUGCUUCCCUGCAAGCCCCAAUCCAAGUCCAACCCUCCUCAGCCCAAGUCCAAACCUCAGGUCAAAUCUAAGGGGAAAUCCAAGACGCGGCGGAAAAAUGCCGUGCCGACUAAGACCUCUGGCAAGCCCCUGCCCACGAUGCCACCUUUUGACUUUGAGGGCUAUCUGAGAGAAAAGGACAACAGGAACUUUAAGCUGCUCAUAGACCAGCCAGAGAAAUGUCACCUCGGAGGAGCAGAGGAAGAACAAGAAAGAGGAAAUGAAGGGUCUGCUACUGCUCCUUACAUGCUGAUUGCGGUGAAAUCUAUCCCUGCAGAUUUUGAUAAACGUCAGGUGGUACGUCGGACCUGGGGUAAAGAGGGACUCUUUAAAAACGGUGUGUCCAUCCGUACCGUUUUCCUGCUGGGGGUUCCCAGGAAUCGGACUGCUCUGCCUCUGUGGGAUCGUCUCUUGACCUACGAGAGUCAAACCUUUAGGGAUAUCCUGCUCUGGGACUUUGAAGACACCUUCUUCAACCUGACGCUGAAGGAAACCCACUUUCUGAAAUGGGUUAACAGCAGCUGUCCUCGCGUCAAAUUCAUCUUCAAGGGCGACGCUGACGUGUAUGUUAACGUGGAGAAUAUACUAGAGAUGCUACAAGGCCAACAGCCAGACACGGAUCUGUUUGUCGGUGAUAUUAUUAUCCAUGCUAAACCCAUUCGCCGGCGCAGUUCCAAAUACUACGUGCCAGAGUUUGUUUACGGAGGGGGUUUGUACCCGAAUUACGCUGGGGGAGGAGGGUUUGUCAUGUCGGGACAUACGGCUCGCAGACUUAGCUCUGCCUGUCAACAGGUGGAGUUGUUCCCCAUUGAUGAUGUCUUCCUGGGAAUGUGCCUCCAGCUGAUUGGCGUCAAACCAUCACGCCACCAAGGCUUUCGGACCUUCGGAAUUCCCCGGCCGUCGGCGGCCCCCCACCUUCAGACGUUCGACCCCUGUUUUUACAGGGACCUCAUGGUUGUUCACAGGCUCAGUGUUGCUCAGAUCUGGCUUAUGUGGAACCUCCUGCACGACCCUAAACUGAGCUGCCACAACCGGACCAGCCCGACAUCCUGGCCCUUUAAGUGGAAGGAUAAGAUGGGAGAAGAGACGGAUUAUGGUGAGAAGCAAGUGUUUGUCACGCAUUAGUGACUCCCCACAGGGCCCAGUAGGGAUCUGCGAGAGGAGAACAUAAUGGUUAUUAAGCAGGAUCUGUGGCCAACUUGAAGGGCUUGCGAUGUGUUCAAAAGCACAGUCGAGUCAUAUGAGACUUUUUUUUCCGAAGCUGGCAGAUCAUCUCUGACGGAAAUGAAUUGGCAAAGGCCUAAUGUGCUUCAGAUUUUUCGGUAAGGAAGCCCAGAGAGAAUUUAGGGUGUAGCAAUCCAAGCCUGUCUGUGUGUUCAUACAGUGUUUGUGAACAACCAUGCAGCAAGACUUUGAUUUCCAAAGAAGAUUAUAAGAAGACCUUUGAAUGUGUAAUCUUCAGAAUGUAUUGUGUUUUAAUUGUUUACACAAAGAAACAGAAAGAUCUACAAAGACAACAUGACAAACGACAUGUGUUUACUUCAGAGUUACUUUAUAAGGAAGUUCGUUUUUUUUUAUAUAUAAAAGCAGAUUUUCUUAUAAAAGCAGAUAUGGCACACAGCACAUUCAAUAUACAUGUAGUUUUUAAUUGAAUUUGGCCAAAGAAUAUUCAGCAAAAUAGCUACUAAUACGAGUGACUACAAGGCAACGACGCCCAUGCAGCCACAGUUAAUAACAAAAAGAAGUGCAAUUACAAAUUUUACAAAUUACCAACAAACUGCUCUGGUGCUCCCUUCAUGUUGUGGCUCACAAGUUUCUCUCUACGACUCAUCUUUCUAAUCCCCCCUCUUCUCCUUGGGCCCCCUCGGAGUCUGGGUCUGGAUCUCCACAGCGCUGUGGAGUAAGGUCUGGCUACGCCCCAGAUACAUUGUAAGAUAGGAGAAAGAAAACGCUCUAGGUUGUUUGCGUUUCUUUAAACCAGUCACAAUCGUCUUGGGCCGUACUAAGCUCCGGUCGCAGCGAUGCAAAAUGUUCUCGGCAAGGAACUUGUUAUGGUGGAACAUUUGCACCCCGCAAAAGAAAACGCCACAUACAAUAUGUAAUGAAGUUAACCGUUCACACAUUACAGUAACGUGAGCUAUUUAAAUCAGCUGGAUACAUGGUUAAACGUCAUUUGCUCUUACCAGUGUAUCGCUGUGUGUACUUCAUCCACAGUAAUCCUGCGAAUCGGUCCCCAAACGUCCCAGUUAGAGAGGAAAUGUCGUAAACAUAUUCUGCGUAAAUCUUUACAAUCAUUCCCCGAAAGAACCAAGCAGGCCUGCCCUAUUGCACAAUCCAAAUUUUCUUCAAAACUCGCCAUUUAUAGCGUGUGGAAGGUUGUUGUUGUUUCCCGUAGCGAAGGAAUUUUGAGAAUGGCAAGGAGAGGGACAAAACCUGACAUCCAGAUGUCAGGCUUUAUGCUGGAAAUGUACUUCCGUUGAUCCAGACUAGGAACAAUGUGGCUGGUUCAUUAACUUAAAUAUUUCUGUAUUUAACCCUCCUGUUGUGCUCGGGUCAAAUUUGAGUUUCUAUAUCCGAAAUAUGGGUUUCAUUCGACCAAAUUGUCAAAAAAAAAAAUAUAUCAUACUAUAAAACGCUCUUCACUUUGGGUGUUUCAUUCAAUUUUUAUAGCAGUUGAAGAAAAAAAAUGGAUAAAAGAACACUGAAAAAAACAUUUUCAAAAGCGCAGAAAAAAAAAAAU
This is a messenger RNA of Perca flavescens (yellow perch), 3399 nucleotides long. RefSeq names its product UDP-GlcNAc:betaGal beta-1,3-N-acetylglucosaminyltransferase 9 (gene b3gnt9). The record is from RefSeq and is a predicted model, not a curated record. Gene Ontology annotation, cellular component: Golgi membrane. Gene Ontology annotation, biological process: poly-N-acetyllactosamine biosynthetic process; protein O-linked glycosylation. Lineage: Eukaryota; Metazoa; Chordata; Actinopteri; Perciformes; Percidae. The transcript is spliced from 7 exons. The coding region runs from base 363 to 1784 and encodes 473 amino acids. Gene Ontology annotation, molecular function: UDP-glycosyltransferase activity; hexosyltransferase activity.